AUGUAUGUCGCCACAACAAACGGGGAGCAGAAAGCCCGCGAUGCCAGCGCGGCGGAGGUGCUGGAGGAUUUGCGCGAUGGCCAGGAGGUGUCCAAGUCGCAGUUUCGGCGGGUGCUGCUGAAGAUCGAUCUUGUGAUUAUGCCGCUCAUUGUGCUUGCCAUGACGCUCGCCUUCCUGGACAAGAAUGGCCUGGCCUACGCAGCCGUCUUUGGCAUGGAAAAAGACGCCCAUCUCGUCGGGCAGCAGUACAGCUGGCUGGGCAGUAUCUUCUACUUCGGCUACCUGGCCAUGGAGUUUCCGAACAUGUACCUGAUCACCAAGCUCCCCAUUGGAAGAUACCUGGGCAGCUGUCUCGUUGCAUGGGGCACGCUCUUGUGUCUGAUGGCCGCUUGUCACAAUUUCGCAGGAUUAGCCACCAUCCGGCUGUUGCUGGGUAUCGCUGAGGCGGCCAUGCUGCCUUGCCUGCUUCUUGUCAACACGCGAUGGUAUCGACGUGAAGAACAGCCUUUGCGCACUGCGUUCUGGUACAAUACCUUCGCGGGUGUAUUUGGUGGCAUCCUCAGUUAUGCGAUUGGCCAUAUUCAUGGUUCAUUGCCGACUUGGAAGUACAUUUUCAUCAUCUACGGCGCUGUGACUGUUCUUGUCGGCUUCUUAAUCUUCUUCGCUCUUCCCAAUGCUCCAGCCACAGCCUGGUUCCUCUCCACAGAGGAGAAGAAGAUUGCUCUUCUCCGCGUCGCCGAGAACCAGACGGGCCUGGAAUCCCAUAAGAACAUCCGCCUCAACCAAAUCUGGGACGCCCUCCAGGACCCGCUCUACUACAUCCUCAUGAUCUUCGUGAUCGCCCAAGCAGUCACCAACGCCGGGAUAACCAACUUCAACCCGCUUAUCAUCUCGGGCUAUGGCUUCUCCGCCGAGAAGACAACAUUGCUCGCCACACCUCAAGCCGGAGUGGCAAUGGUCGCCCAGGCAUCAUUUACCUUGCUCGCCUGGUUCGUCCCGAACAUCCGGUGCCUGCUGUGGGUUAUUGCAUCGUGCGUCGGCCUGGCCGGCGCCGUGAUGGUUCAUCUGCUCGACCCGACGACGCAGCGUAGUGCCUCCCUUGCCGGCGUGUAUAUCAUGGGCUUCUAUAAUGUGCCCUGGGUGCUGGCGCUGAGUCUGCAGACUUCGAAUACGGGCGGGACGACGAAGAAAAGUUUUGUUUCUGUUUCCAUCGCUAUCUUCUACGCCGUCGGAAACAUCAUUGGGCCUCAGUUUUUCCUCGAGAGCCAGUCUCCGCGGUACCCGCUCGGCAUUGGAGCCAUGCUCUGCUGCUUUUCUAUCAUGGCGGCGAUGGGCAUUCUCUACUUCGCCAUGUGCCUCGUGACGAACAAACGGCGUGAUCGCGAGUAUGGCAAGAUCGACGAAAGCGAGGGCAUGGUUUCUGCUGGGUUGGAGGCUGAUCGGGCGGAUUUGACUGAUCGGCAGAAUACACACUUCCGGUACGCCUACUGA
Penicillium lagena is the source of this 1491-nucleotide messenger RNA. Its product is annotated as Major facilitator superfamily domain general substrate transporter. Gene Ontology annotation, cellular component: membrane. The record is from RefSeq and is a predicted model, not a curated record. Gene Ontology annotation, biological process: transmembrane transport. The coding region runs from base 1 to 1491 and encodes 496 amino acids. Gene Ontology annotation, molecular function: transmembrane transporter activity. NCBI's taxonomy places the organism in Eukaryota, Fungi, Ascomycota, Eurotiomycetes, Eurotiales, Aspergillaceae. The transcript is spliced from 5 exons.